Molecule: messenger RNA, 1046 nt
Organism: Onychostoma macrolepis
Lineage: Eukaryota; Metazoa; Chordata; Actinopteri; Cypriniformes; Cyprinidae
Exons: 7
Coding region: 92-1039 (315 amino acids)
Source: RefSeq, a predicted model, not a curated record
AGAUGCCGUGACUGAACCGGAGUCAGUGUGUGUACAGAAUUGAACCAAUUUAGUUUUAGCAACAUGAACUUUCGGUUUCAAUACACCAGAAAUGAGCAGCACAGGGUCUUCUUGGUUUUCCAGUGGAUUAGCGUUGAUUAAUCCAAACACAUGGAGGUUCACAAAGGAAAAGAAGGGUAGAGCUCUCCGAGAGCAAAUCAAUGCAAUCUCUCGGUCUUCUGUCCUAGAUGAGGCAGACAUUGAUGAUGCUCAAAUCCUUACUUUGACAAGAGAGGAUCUGAAUGAGCUUUUUCCUGGUAUUAGGAACUUUCAGCUCAGAAGGACAAUUAUGACACUAAUCACAGACACAGUGAAGGAUUCACCUCAACAUGGCCCAGAAACACUGGCCGGUGCACUGAAGCUUUUAAUGCACAAAAACAAAAACCAUGAUGCUGCUGUACAGGAUGUUUUGAAGGAGUCUCUCCGAGCGUUUAGACAAAUGGAGGAUCAGCUCAAAGCAGCACAGGCUUCGUUGAAACCGUACAUUGAGGUCUUGAACAGUCUCACCGAGGCAUCCACUAGAAGAGAGGACUGGGAUAAAGAGGGAACGUCAAGCAAGAGAACAUUUCCAACAGAUAUGAACUCUCCAACCAUGCAGACUCACUCGUUCGAACCUUCGGUCAGAGUACAUCCAUUUGUUUGUGGUCGAACCUUGGGAACGGACAAGCAAAUUCUUGCCCAGCUCAAGGGGGUUAAAGAGAGUGAUUUAUGGGACUGUCAGUUGAUCCUGGCCUUCAGUCCCGUGACAUCACGAGCUGGAACUGACACUGAAGAAGCAUUGAAGAAAAUUCCAGCUGAUAAACCAGCAGUACUGGUGACAAUGCACCAUACCUUCAGCCCUACCUAUGUGUGUCCCAGCUUAAAUCUAGCAUCUUCUCAAGUGAACAUUGUGGAACAUGUUCACGUGCUCUUCCAUGACUCGUAUCACGGUCUUCUUAGGUGUCCAGCAAAUGAAAAUGCAAUGGCCAAACUUCAGUUUGUCUUAAACCAGUACAUGUAAACAGUCU